Tachysurus vachellii is the source of this 1472-nucleotide messenger RNA. It is a transcript of the gene ptger1c, whose product is annotated as prostaglandin E receptor 1c (subtype EP1). Gene Ontology annotation, molecular function: thromboxane receptor activity; prostaglandin E receptor activity. The record is from RefSeq and is a predicted model, not a curated record. The coding region runs from base 176 to 1303 and encodes 375 amino acids. NCBI's taxonomy places the organism in Eukaryota, Metazoa, Chordata, Actinopteri, Siluriformes, Bagridae. Gene Ontology annotation, cellular component: plasma membrane. Gene Ontology annotation, biological process: inflammatory response; adenylate cyclase-activating G protein-coupled receptor signaling pathway; positive regulation of cytosolic calcium ion concentration. The transcript is spliced from 3 exons.
GGGGAAAGUGCUGAGGAGAGAGAAAGAGAGAAAGAGAGAGAGAGAGAGAAAAUCUAUAGCCUCAAGAACUAAAGGAACGAGGCACUGGAGGAAGCGACUCUGAGGAACUGGCUCCUGCACCUUGGUGGUGCACAUCAGACAAGCUGGCCUCCACUGCUCCACUGAUCACCUCACCAUGGAAUUUGUCUUCACCUCCUCCAGUCCUACUACGUGUCAGGACUCGAACCUGUCGUUCUUCAGUCGGCGUGAUCCGAACUCCACGUCUCCAUCUCCUCCCAACCCACCGAACUUCGGACUGUCCUACUUCACCAUGACCUUCGGGAUCCUCUCCAACCUGAUCGGUCUGGCCAUUGUCUCGGCAUCCUGCACCCGCUACCACCACCGAGCCAAGACGCCGUUUCUGCUGCUAGCAGCCGCUCUGCUUCUGAGCGACCUGGCGGGUCAUUUGGUCACUGGUGCACUCGCCUUGCACCUGCAUCUCGGAAGAAUCAGGAGGCAACGAGCAUUGAGCAGGGAGACAGGCGAACCCCCUCAGGCAUUCUGCAAACUCUUCGGGGCCUGCAUGGUCUUCUUUGGUUUGACUCCUCUCCUCUUGGGUAGUGCCAUGGCUGUAGAGCGCUGUGUGGGCAUCACACAGCCUCUUCAGCACUCUGCUUUGGCCACGACAGCUCACGUUCGCCUCGGUGUCCUUCUGCUCAUAACCGUAGCCUGUACCUUAGCGGCGCUCCCCUUGCUCAAUGUGGGUACCUAUGAACCUCAGUUCCCUGGUACCUGGUGCUUCCUUCCUGUGCACGGUGCUCUCUCGAGAGCUGAUGCCGGCCUGGCACUGGCCUUUUCCAGUCUGGGCCUGGCAGCACUAACAGUCUCUGUACUGUGUAAUGCUGUAAGUGGGCUGACAUUGCUGCAGGCCAGGUUCAACAACCAAGGGGCAAAACUGACCGCCUCCAGGAGACGCAGAUCUUCAAUGUCGUCUGUGCAUUCGCUGGAUGUGGAGAUGAUGGUGCAGCUGGUGGUCAUAACCGUGGUGUCCUCUGUCUGCUGGAGUCCCUUUCUCAUUUACACAUCUAUGUCAGUGAGACAGUUCUACAGAGGAAACGCCAAUCCAGACCCACAGUACGAGCGGCUGAUGCUGCUGGGCUUGAGGAUGGCAUCCUGGAACCAGAUCCUGGACCCGUGGGUGUACAUCCUCCUGAGACGGGCCGUGCUGAGGCGGGUGUGCGGUCUGCUGUGGCCCAGCAGGGUCAUUUUAGCUCAGAGCAGCUCGUGUAGGAGUUCAGAGCGACAGGAAAUCAAUUUACACUGACAUCACCGCUAAAUCGUUGUUUUGUUCCGAUCACGUUCCUGUACACGAGCCUUCUGUGAGCCUUAUCUCCAAAUCUCACAGAAUUCAUGUCGCACCAACACGCACCAGGUUUGUCUAAAAACAAGUGGAGCCAUAAAAUUUGCUCUGAUAUUAAGGGCUGACUUCUGAG